GGGGUCCGCCUGCUUCUCGAGUUUCCAGCCCUCCUGUUUACUUACUGUUUUGUGCAUUAGGCACAUGCGGCUCCGCAACAAAAGAUUCCGUCGCUCAUUGGUUAGCGCUUGUCGUGGAGUUGGAAGCCGAGCCUGGAAGCUCGUGGCAUGCGACUGCAGCUGGUCAUUUCAUGAACUAUUCUCUCCCUACUGGCACCGAGGGACUUUCUGCUGCCACUUUCCCGACCCAGCCCGGCUUAAACUCCCUCGGUAUAGAUGGGCUCCAUCCUCAGCAGCGAAGCCAACAGAGAAGCCAAGUCACGGUCUCUGAGCGAACAAGACCCCAACUUCGACUGCGCCGUGUGCCUGGAAGUGCUGAACCGACCGAUGAGGACGCGCUGUGGGCAUGUGUUUUGCCAAACUUGCAUUAAAGCUAGCCUCCGGAAUAAUACGUACACCUGCCCUUACUGCCGCACUCACCUGUCAUCAGAAGGAACCCUGGCUGUGGAUAUAAUGAAGAAGAUGAAAACAGUAUUUCAGAAUUGUGAAGAAUGUGAGGAGAAGGUGUGCCUGAGUGAUAUGAGGGCUCAUUUAAACAUGUGCGAGCAAUACAUAACAAAAUAUGGUCGCCUUGAGGAACUUGGAAGAACUACUUGCAGAGAAGAAAUGUUUGCAUGCCCGUUUUGUCAGCUGGAAUUCGACGAAGAUGGCCUUGUGCAACAUUGCUUUACCUACCACAGCACAGAAAACAGACUGGUGGUGUGUCCAAUUUGUCGCCUGAUGCCUGGAGGAGACUCAAGUUAUACAAUGAGCUUUUUGAAGCAUCUUCAUGCGAGACACUCCAUAUACUAUGAGAAUUACAUAGAUAUCAACAUUGUGGAAGAAGCACUUAUUGAAAGAGUUCUUGACCUUUCACUGAUACAUUACAUGAGGCAUACAAACAGAUCCUGAUCUCAGCGGAGUAAACUUGAACAAGACUCAGUGGGUUCAUAUGCUGAAUGAAGGAACCGAUGAUGAACUUUUUGGCCUACUAACAAAGUUUGUUUAUUUAUAAGCAUUAGACAAAUGAGGGUUAGCUCAAGUGACGGGCACUGGAACCUGACAUUAAAUAACAUAGUUAGUGAGGACUUUGAAUAUUUGGUAGGCCAUAGCUUUAUUGUGGUAUGUGUGUUUUCUUGGCUUUAUUUUAUUUAAGUAUCCUUAAUAUUUUUAUCAUUUAGUUAAUUCAAAUAUUCUACUGUCCCCAAAUGUUGUUCCUUCACUGGCCUACUGUACAGGCCUGUAAAUUGCACGAAUCAGCCAUGUUGGAUCAGAGCUUCACGAUCGACCUCUGGAAUGUCUUUGUCUUGUUGGUUCUGAAAACCAAGAAGCCAGUGAAAGGAGUGAAUCAGGUAUUCUGAGCACUAAAAGAUAAAAAAAAAAAAAAAAACAGCAUAUUUUUUAGAGACAAAAAGAAGCAAAGAAAAAGAUAAGUAAAGUAGCACUGUUUAUUGUAAAAGUAUUGAUAAGUAAGCAGGACGAAGGUGUGUUAGCUAAGCAUAUAGCUAUUUAUCAGAAAUCUGGGUUGAUUGUGCUCUCUAUAUUGUCAUUUAACAAUGAGUGCUAUAUGACAGUGAGUAAGCACAUACAAUACAAUGGCACUUGGAGUUUUAUCACUUCUCAGGGAGAAAUGUGCCAACUACUCCGUGGCAAAAUACCUUUCAACUGACAGGGAACUCUUCUGCCUAUGGAACACACCUGUGGCGCCAUCGAGAAAACAUAUUACUCAACUGUCACCUCAUUGCAAAUGAUUUUCUACAACUCAUUCAUGAAUGAUAUAUACAUGGUUGCAAAUAAUGGACAAUUCACUUCCAUUCAUAUUUUUAGCCUGUGCCACUCAUGCAGGCUAGCAUCAGGUUAAAUGCUAGAAUGCCAGGAUGCAAGCAGAUCUAAAUAUAUGUUUAGCGUAUUGCUUGAUGUGGUUGGUUUUUGGUUAUGUGGUAGGAAAUACUCUCAGCUCUAUAGCUCUGUAUUGUGAUGGUCUUCCAGACCCUAAAGAAGAAUUGUACUUCCCUUGAUUUUGAGUUUUUGUUUAGUUUGCCUCAUGCAGUGAGACUGUUGCACAGAGGUAACUGAACAUUUGUCACUUAGUUCAGUACUGGGAAUGAUCCUGCUGUAAGGUGCAGAUUUAUCAAAAAUCAAAUGGGAUUUUUUUCCCACGAUUCAAAUUUGUUUUGCAUCUAAACUCACACAUUCCAGUUAUAUUUUCUGUGAGCAAACAAUAAAAAAAAAUCUAAAAUUUGAAUGUUGAAAUUCGUUUUUAUCCAAAAACUCAAUUAAUUCAAGUUUUCGAGGGCAUACAUUUGAUCGAUUCGAGAUUUUUUGGGACAUGAAAUUUGGAUUUUUCCCUAAACAUGCAGACAUUCAAAAUUUGAGUUUAUCCGUGGUAGAAAACCCCUCACAUAACAAGUUUGAUUCUUGAUAAAUAUUCCCCUAAGUGUAAUUGACUUCAACAUAGCUCUUAACAUGGCUGCAGUAAUCCUGACCCCAUAGCACUUUCAUAGAAACCAUGAUACCAAUAAAACUCUUUUUAUGUGUAAAUAUGGCGAUAAAGAUAUUUACUACAUACACAGGCAAUUAUUCAUAUGUCCAAGGUCCAAUUAGUUUCUGUGUGUACGCUUUCUGUUGAAGCCAAUGCAAAAAAAGUUAGAGAUCUUUGUUUCCUAUGUACCUGUACACACACACACACACACAUGUAGAGCUGUGGAGAGCAGAAUGCAUGCAUUAGUCAUUAGUGUUACCCACUUGCUGCAUCUAAUACA
Messenger RNA from Xenopus laevis (African clawed frog), 2780 nucleotides. RefSeq names its product ring finger protein 125, E3 ubiquitin protein ligase S homeolog (gene rnf125.S). The transcript has 6 exons. Gene Ontology annotation, cellular component: cytoplasm; VCP-NPL4-UFD1 AAA ATPase complex. Gene Ontology annotation, molecular function: ubiquitin protein ligase activity; ubiquitin-protein transferase activity. NCBI's taxonomy places the organism in Eukaryota, Metazoa, Chordata, Amphibia, Anura, Pipidae. Bases 256 to 930 code for a protein of 224 amino acids. The record is from RefSeq and is a predicted model, not a curated record. Gene Ontology annotation, biological process: protein polyubiquitination; protein ubiquitination; ubiquitin-dependent protein catabolic process.